CAAUCUGUCUCUUUUUGUAUAUAAGAACGAUCCCAUUGGAAUUGGCUGCCCGAGUGGAAAGAUACUUGUACAACCAUGCAAUUCACAGGAAUCUUCUGUCUUUUCGGCGCAUUCGUGUGCCUUCCAACUAUCUACGCGUCUGUCCUGCGCUUAGAUGAGAUGAUGAAAAUCAUGUCUGCAGACGUUGAACCACAAGGCGGUUCUGUUGAACCUAUCGAAGGACUAAAGACCGUUUCAGAGGUUGUUAGAGAUGCUAGAAAUUAUAUGAGAAAUACAGAUGCAAAGACUUUACUGGCUUCGCAGACAGUUCCUUUUAACUGUGGUCUAGCCCCAAGUCUUGGUAAUCUGACUAGAAAAGUAUUUCAAGAUAUGGAUCGCAAUGUACAGGUGUUGAUUGGAACUACCAAAUCCAUAAUCGAAAAGUUGAUCCGGGAAAAAGGUGCUAAUAAGCUAGAGUUUGGAGAUUAUUUGAACGCCAUGAAACAAAAUAAGUUUAUCCAGAUACCUAGCAAUGGUGUUAUCAGAAGAAAGAAAUCAUUGUCGUCUUCGUAUAGUGGGAUUUCUGAUGGGCGAACAUUGACGAGUACGGCGAAGAGAAUUGAAUCAUGGUUUAAAGGAGACUUACUCAAUGACCAAGAUGUUUUUGAAGCAGCUGAAAUCAACUUAGAGGAUUUUAAAAGGCUUGUUAGUACUACUGGUGCAGCCAUCCGGAGUUUUGAAACCUUUUUUUAUGUCAACCAAUAUUUAACUCGUGAAGUAGUAAACGUUGGGAUUUUGAGAUAUCCUGAACCAAAAAAACCCUAUUUUCAGAUGUAUCGUAUCAAGCUGUCUGCGUACAAACACACUGAACGUAUACUGUUUAUCGAAAACACAAGCAGUGGCAUUUCUGGAAAUUUUGAAAUGUAUAAAUUCGUUCCAAGUAAAGGCGUCAUAGAGGCACUUGAUCCCAAUUAUUUCAAUAGGUUUAUUGCUUCUGCAAUUGGCUCCCUUGGAGAGUUGUAAUAAGUCUAUUUAUAAAGGGCAGCGUGCUGGCAAGGGCGAAAUGCUUAACGGUAUUUCGUCUGCCUUUACGUUCUGAGUUCAAAUUUUGCCGAGGUCGACUUUGUCUUUCAUCCUUUCGGCGUCAAUUAAAUAAGUACCAGUUAUGCACUGGGGUCGAUGUAAUAGAUUUAAUCCCUUAGCCUAUCCUUGAUUGUCCGUCCCCUCUAUGUUUAGCCCCCUGUGGGCAAUAAAUAAAUAAAUAAAUUUAUCUAUAACCGGUUA
This is a messenger RNA of Octopus bimaculoides (California two-spot octopus), 1263 nucleotides long. RefSeq lists its product as uncharacterized. NCBI's taxonomy places the organism in Eukaryota, Metazoa, Mollusca, Cephalopoda, Octopoda, Octopodidae. The record is from RefSeq and is a predicted model, not a curated record.